Messenger RNA from Arxiozyma heterogenica, 1680 nucleotides. RefSeq names its product chaperonin-containing T-complex alpha subunit TCP1 (gene TCP1). Gene Ontology annotation, molecular function: ATP hydrolysis activity; ATP-dependent protein folding chaperone; ATP binding. Gene Ontology annotation, cellular component: chaperonin-containing T-complex. The transcript has a single exon. The record is from RefSeq and is a predicted model, not a curated record. Lineage: Eukaryota; Fungi; Ascomycota; Saccharomycetes; Saccharomycetales; Saccharomycetaceae. The coding region runs from base 1 to 1680 and encodes 559 amino acids. Gene Ontology annotation, biological process: protein folding.
AUGGCUCAAGUUUAUAAGAAUUCUGGUUCUAACACUUUGUUUUUAGGUGGUGAAAAAAUUAGCGGCGAUGAUAUUCGUAAUCAAAAUGUUUUAGCUGCCAUGGCUGUAGCUAACGUUGUUAAGUCCUCCUUAGGUCCUGUCGGAUUGGAUAAGAUGUUGGUUGAUGAUAUUGGUGACUUCACUGUGACUAAUGAUGGUGCCACUAUUUUAUCUUUAUUAGAUGUUCAGCAUCCUGCCGGUAAAAUCCUAGUGGAACUAGCACAACAACAAGAUCGUGAAAUUGGGGAUGGUACCACUAGUGUAGUUAUUAUUGCUUCUGAAUUAUUGAAAAGAGCUAACGAAUUAGUGAAAAAUAAAAUUCAUCCAACAACCAUUAUCACUGGUUAUAGAGUUGCAUUAAGAGAAGCUAUUCGUUUUAUUAAUGAAGUUUUAUCUUUAGAUGUGGAAUUAUUGGGUAAGGAAACUUUGAUUAAUAUUGCUAAAACAAGUAUGUCUUCCAAAAUUAUUGGUACAGAUUCUGAUUUUUUCAGUAAUAUGGUAGUUGAUUCUUUAUUGGCAGUUAAGACUACAAAUUCCAAAGGUGAAAUAAAAUAUCCGGUUAAAGCUGUUAAUAUAUUAAAGGCACAUGGGAAGUCUGCUAGGGAAUCUAUUCUGGUACAAGGUUAUGCCUUGAAUUGCACAGUUGCAUCCCAAGCAAUGCCAAAGCAAAUUAAAGGUGAUGAUGUGAAGAUUGCUUGUUUAGAUAUAAAUUUACAAAAAGCACGUAUGGCUAUGGGUGUUCAAAUUAAUAUCGAUGAUCCAGAACAGUUAGAACAGAUCCGCAAAAAAGAAUCUGAAAUUGUUCUUGAUAGAGUCAGAAAGAUUAUUAACUCUGGUGCACAAGUUGUUUUAACAACAAAGGGUAUCGAUGAUUUAUGUUUGAAGGAAUUUGUUGAAGCUAAAAUCAUGGCAGUUAGACGUUGUAAAAAAGAAGAUUUAAGAAGAAUUGCUCGUGCCACUGGUGCCACCUUAGUUGGUUCUAUGUCUAAUUUGGAAGGUGAUGAAACCUUUGAGUCAAGUUAUCUAGGUACUUGUCAAGAAGUAGUUCAAAGUAAGUUCUCUGAUGAUGAGUGUAUUUUGAUUAAGGGUACGUCAAGGCAUUCAUCUUCUUCAAUAAUUUUACGUGGUCCAAAUGAUUAUUCAUUGGACGAAAUGGAAAGAUCUAUGCAUGAUUCUUUAUGUGUGGUGAAAAGAACAUUAGAAAGUGGGAAUAUUGUCCCUGGUGGUGGUUGUGUUGAAACUGCAUUAAAUAUAUAUUUGGAUAAUUUUGCUACCACAGUUGGAUCUCGUGAACAAUUAGCUAUUGCUGAGUUUGCAUCGGCUUUAUUGGUAAUUCCAAAGACUUUAGCGGUCAAUGCAGCAAAAGAUUCUAGUGAAUUAAUUGCUAAGUUAAGAUCAUACCAUUCGGCUGCUCAAUCAGCCAAACUUGAUGACACAAAGAGAAGAGCUUAUAAGAAUUAUGGGUUAGAUUUAAUUAAGGGUAAGAUUGUGGACGAAGUAAAUGCUGGUGUUUUAGAACCUACUGUAUCUAAAGUCAAGUCAUUGAAAUCAGCUUUAGAAGCCUGUAUUGCUAUAUUAAGAAUUGAUACUAUGAUUACUGUUGAUCCUGAACCACCAAAAGAAGAUCCACAUGAUCACUAA